Molecule: messenger RNA, 4256 nt
Organism: Gekko japonicus
Lineage: Eukaryota; Metazoa; Chordata; Lepidosauria; Squamata; Gekkonidae
Gene: KIF7
Product: kinesin family member 7
Exons: 19
Coding region: 165-4256 (1363 amino acids)
Biological process (GO): mitotic spindle organization; microtubule-based movement
Molecular function (GO): ATP binding; microtubule motor activity; microtubule binding
Source: RefSeq, a predicted model, not a curated record
GCCUGGGCUGGCGUUGCUGCCCCUCCAGUCCUGCCCCCGGCCGAAGCCCCGGGCCGGGCCGGGCCUUGCCAGGGCAGGCUUGUUGUGAGGACGAGAGGAGCUGGCAGAGCAAUAGAACCCCUGCUUGGCUUACAUCUGUCCUGAAUCUUCAGUUGUGACUGACCAUGGGCCGUAAAGCUGAGUCCAAGCCACCAAUGGAGGAGAUUCCUGUCCGGGUAGCUGUUCGCAUUCGACCCCUGCUGCCUAAGGAACGGUUGCAUGGGCACCAAACGUGCCUGCGAGGAGAUCCAGAGACUAAAGAAGUGACCCUGGGGCACAGUCGCCAUUUUCACUUUGAUACUGUCUUCACCGAAUCUGCCAGCCAAGAGUCCGUGUAUGCUGUUUGCGUGCAGCCACUGGUGGAGGCCUUCUUUCAAGGCUUCAACGCUACUGUCUUUGCCUAUGGCCAGACAGGGUCUGGCAAGACCUACACCAUUGGAGAAGCAACUGUCUCUUCCAUCAAUGAAGAUGAGCAGGGCAUAAUCCCCCGAGCCAUGGCUGAAGUGUUCAGACUCAUGGACGAGAAUGACUUAUUAGACUACAUGGUCCGUAUUUCUUACUUGGAAGUGUAUAAGGAGGAAUUCCGGGACCUCCUGCAAGUGGAGACAGCGAGCAAGGCCAUCCAGAUCCGAGAAGAUGACAAGGGCAAUAUUGUAUUGUAUGGGGUGAAGGAGACUGAAGUGGAAGGCCUGGAUGAGGUCUUGAGUCUGCUGGAAAUGGGCAAUGCAGCCAAGCACACUGGUGCCACCCACAUCAACAGGACAUCCAGCCGCUCACACACCAUCUUCACUGUGACAAUGGAGCAGCGCCAGAGUGCUGGGCGUCUCACUCGUCUUGCCCUUCAAGACAAGAUAUUGGUUCCAGUCUCUGGCCAAGUCCUAACCUCCAAGUUUCACUUUGUUGACCUGGCUGGCUCUGAACGGGUGGUGAAGACAGGGAGCACGGGGGAGAGGCUCAAAGAGAGCAUCCAGAUCAACAGCAGCUUGCUGGCACUGGGAAAUGUCAUCAGUGCCUUGGGGGACCCCUGCCGGAAAGGCAGUCACAUUCCUUACCGGGAUUCCAAAAUCACCAGGAUCCUGAAAGACUCCCUGGGUGGGAAUGCUCAGACUGUGAUGAUUGCCUGCGUCAGCCCCUCCUCCUCUGACUUUGACGAGAGCUUGACCACACUGAACUAUGCCAGCCGUGCUCAGAACAUCAAGAACAGGGCGGUGGUGAACUGCUGCAAGGAGACAGAGCAUGUGGUGGAGCUGCAACUGCAGAUAAAGAACCUACAGAGGGCACUGGAUCAACGGCACCGCUCAGAGACUCGCAUCAUCAACCGUUCUGACUUGGCCCCCAAGCAGCCAUCACAGGACCACACCGCCCGCUUGCUCAUGGAGUGUACCCAUUAUAGGACAUGCACUGAUGCUGCCUACCGGCUCUUGACAGAAUUGCAAGAAGAAGGCAACCUCACUGUGGAUCAGAUCCUGCGAGUGAAGGAGUGGCUGUGCAUUGUGGAGAGUGAGAGGAGCGAACUGAGCUCAGUCUCUGGCUUAGACAGCGGUAUCGAAAGCACUUCAACUGAAAAUCAGAACCACAAGGUGCAAAAUUCUGAAUUAUCUAGCAUUCAGGAUAGCCACACAAAGGGAUGUGAGACAGUAAGAGAGGACUCUCUGCUGAGGCUGGAGAGACAAGUGGAGCGGUUAGAAGAGGAGAAUCGGGAUUUCCUUGCUGCCCUUGAGGAUGCCAUGGAGCAGUACAAACUGCAGAGUGACAAGUUGCAGGAACAGCAAGACCUCAUCUCCGAACUACACAAAUGCCUAUGGGUGGCAAGGCCAAACUCAGGCGCACCUGAGUUGCUGCAAAACGUCUACCUGGUUCAGCUUGGCCAGAGACCUCACACAGCCCCUGUGGAUGCUGCCCAGUCCCCCCACUGGCCCAAGCUUGGCUUUACCAACCACAAUAAGCUCUGCAGUCCCCCAGCUUACAGGGGAAAGGACCUGUUGGGGUGCCAUCAAAGUUGCCCUCAGGGUUUGGAUGCUAGUGAUGGUAUCCUGAUACAGGACAAGGCUUCAGAGGGUCUGGGGGAGCCCUCUGAGGCAGAAGAAGAGGAGAAGGAGGAGGGAAGACAGUGUGAGCAGACAUGGUCCCUUUACCAGCGCAGAAAUGGGAUCCACAGCUGGAUUAAAAAGAUUUCAAGCAAAGAAUGGAGCAAAAGCAACCCAGUGUUGAUUCAGGAGGGACUUCCAGAGUUAUCCAAAGCAGAGUGCAGGAGACCAGAGCUAGUCAAUGCUGGGGAAGGCUUUUUGGGGAAAGAGUCCGAGUGGCAGCUGGUUCAAGCUCAGCAGAAGAUCCGUGAGCUGGCCAUCAACAUCCGCAUGAAAGAAGAUUUGAUUGUGGAACUUAUCAAGACAGGCAAGCAUGCACAGACCAUGAACAAGCAGUACUGUCAAAAGAUCUGUGAGUUGGAGCAGGAGGCAGAGCAGGUGCGAGUGGAGCUGGGAGAUAGCCAGAGACAGCUGCAGGAGCUGGAAGGCAAAGAGCCCUGGGACCCUGGAGAGAAGUGGAAGUUGCAGGAGUGUCGCAGCAAAGUAGCAGCGGCUCAAAAUAAGGCAAAGGUUCUGCAGGAGAAGAAGCAGGCGACAGAGAGGCUGGCAUCUCUCUCCACUCAAAGCAAGAAGCGGGUGCAGGAGCUGGAGAGGAAUGUGCAACAGAUGCGGCAGCAGCAGAGGCAGCUCCAGAGGAGGCUGCGAGAAGAGGUGGAGCAGAAGCGGCGACUGGAGACAGAGAUGCACAGAGGGCAGCAUCGGGUCAAGGCGCUGGAGCUGAAACAUGAACAGCAUCAGAAGAUCCUGCGCCUCAAGACGGAAGAAAUUGCUGCCUUCCAGAGGAAGCACCGGAGUGGAAGCAACGGCUCCGUGAUGAGCCUAGAGCAGCAGCAGAAAAUCGAGGAGCAGAAAAAGUGGUUGGAUUCAGAGAUUGAGAAAGUCCUUGAGCAGCGCCAGGCCUUGGAUGAGCUGGAAGAUGAGCUGUCAAAACGUGAAACCAUUGUGGUAAAAAAGGAAGCUCUUCUUCAGGAGAAGAACAGCCUGGAAAAUAAGAGGCUUCGUUCGAGCCAGGCCCUGAAUGAUGACAUCAUGCGGGUAUCUAGCCGCCUGGAGUAUCUUGAAAAGGAACUGACGCAGAAGAGUGGACAGCUUUGCCAGAGUAGUGACAAAGACCAGCAGCAGAUUCGGCAAGAAAUUAACAACUUGCGUCAAGAGAAGGACCAGUUGCUUAAACAAAGGCUCGAGAUAGACAACAAGCUCCGGCAGGGCACCUUGUUGUCCCCUGAGGAGGAACGGAUUCUCUUUCAGCUAGAUGAGGCCAUCGAGGCUCUGGAUGCUGCCAUUGAGUACAAAAACGAGUCAAUCACUUGUCGGCAGCGUGUCCUUCGAUCGUCUGCCAGCCUCUUGUCCCAAUGUGAGAUGAACCUCAUGGCUAAACUCAGCUACCUCUCUUCCUCUGAGACCCGUUCCCUACUUUGCAAGUACUUUGAUAAGGUGGUGACUCUACGAGAGGAUCAGCACAAGCAACACAUUGCCUUUUCGGAGCUAGAGAUGCAACUGGAGGAGCAGCAACAGCUGGUGCUCUGGCUGGAAGUGGCCUUGGAGCGCCAGCGCUUGGAGAUGGACCGCCAGCUGACCCUGCAGCAGAAGAAGCACGAACAGAACAUUCAGCUUCUGUUGCAGCAUAUCCAGGAGCAUGUGGAAGAAAGGCAGGCAACCAGUAGGCUUCAGUUCCAAGGUAUGAUCCAAGCACUGGAGAAGGAAUUGGCCCACAGCAUGUGGGUAAACCAAGAACUGAACCAGAAGCUAAGCACAAGCCAUCUGGGAGGCCAAGGCAGAGGAAUGGAAUGGAACGUAGCCAGAGAUAGACCUGCUUCACUUAGGAUGCAAGAAAACGUCAGCACUUACAGCAUGCUGGAACAAACAGUGGAGAAGCCUAGGGACUUGGUGCAUGCACCUUUACCAUCCACCUGGAGAAGCUCUUCACAGUCCACUGCCAACAUGUUAAUACCAGAAGACCUUCAUCAGAAGGAUGUUGAGUUCCUGCUCCAAGCUGGUCAAGCGAGGAAGAUAUCCCCAUCCCUAGGCUUGGCUCCUGUUCUGAAAUCCCACAAAGAAUUGUAUAGAGCAGCCCUGAAUGCUUUUCCUGGACUGUCUUGCCCAGCAAUCAUCAGGAAAAAUCCACUCUAG